UUCCGUUUUCGGUGUAAACAAACAGGCCAAUAUGGCGGCGUUCAUAUUGAAAUAAGACUCGGCAAACUGUUACUAGCAGAGACUAUCGUUUGUUGAGAUUUGAGACAUUUUAUAACAAUGGCUGAACCGAGAAGUAAGAGGAGUGUAGUUCGCUACUACUGCACGGCCGGUAACGGGAUGGAGGCGUUUUUAAUCGACGAGGUGAAGACGAAGCUGGCGGCUGAAGACGUGUGUCACAUUCCAGGUAAAGUGUUGUUCAGCUCCUCUGCGAACAUCAACAGAAUUAGUAACCUGAAGGCUGCAGAGAGACUCUUUCUUCUGUUGAAACAAGACUUACCGGUGAACCUGUCUGUCCACUCCAGUGCAGCAAAGGCAGCCUCUGUGCUGCAGUUCAGACUGCUGGAUGACAAGAAUCAGUGGACCAGCGCUGUAAUGACAUGGAGUCGACUGCAGGGGGAGCUGGCAGGCAGUAAAACCACUUUCAAAGCAUCAAACUCUGCCCUCAGACUGACAUGGGAGAGGGAAGCUGAGGUGAGAGGAAGUGAAGAACAGAGGGAAGAGGGGAAGAAGAGCCUUGUAGAGUCUAGAACAAGUUCAGAAGGGGAGAGGAAGAAUAUUAUUGGCAGACAUAGAAUUGUUGAACAAAAUGGAGUACUCACAAUGGCACAGAAGAGAAAGAGGGAUGAGGAGGAGGAGGACAGAAAGAGGAAGGCUGCAACUUGGGACACAAGUAUUGAGAAGAUUGUGGAAGAAAGAAUGAGAGUGGAAGAAGCAGAGGCAGGGAUGUUAAACUGUAGAAAAAAUGGUAGCCAGGGAACAGAUUUCAGUGGCAGCGGAUCAUUCUGUGACCCCACAACAUCCAGACUCGAACCUCAUGGGGAAAGUAGAAGCAGGAGGCUGGAUGACAUAGCAAAGGAUUUCACUGAAGAAAGUCAGGAAAAAGUGAAGCCCACUGGAGAAAGAAAUAAGAUGUCGAUGACAACCUGCAAGGACAAACCAGAGUUGCUUUCCUGUGUCCCGGUCUCUUUUAGGAUCAGUUGCAAAUGUUCUGGAUCUCUGUCCCGAUGCUUGAGCACACAGGAGGUGAGCAGAGUGAUUGGAGCAGGUCUGAGCAGACUGCUGGGAUGGAAGGCUGACCUGAAGAAUCCACAGUUGGAGAUAAAUGUCCAUUUGAGUGAUGACUACUGCCUACUAGGAAUUCCACUGACCAGGUUGCCUCUUGCUAACCGGAGCUAUAUUAAAAUAACAGGACUGAGAUCUACAACAGCCUGGGCCAUGGCCUCACUGGCUCACAUACAGCCAGGCUUCAGUGUGGUUGACCCAAUGUGUGGGGUGGGGACCAUCUUGAUAGAAGCUGCACAGGAGCACAAGGAUUCCUGUUUCCUAGGUGUGGAUAUUGAUGAUGAACAGCUGCAGAAGGCCCGCGAGAACAUAGCAUUUGGAGAGUUGGGAAACAGAAUACACCUGUUGAAAGCUUCAUCUCUGGCACUGCCUCUGCCCAGUGCCAGUGUAGAUGCUGUGAUCUGCGACCUGCCAUUUGGCAGGAAGUUUGGCUCCAGAAUAGAUAUGGCUACCAACUUGCCACUCAUCCUGACAGAGAUGGAGAGACUUCUUCGUCCUGGUGGUGUCCUGGUUCUCCUCCUGAGUCCUCAGUUGUCCUGCCUGCUCAAAAAACUUCUGAUACAAAAAGACACCAGACCAGCGUCUAACCCUGAGACAAAGCCUCAGACUGGGAUGCAAAACUGCCUGUCUCCUUCCAUAUCUCCUUCUAAGAAGCAGACUUUCCAAAUCCACCCUGGGGUCAAAUCCUCACCUAGCCAAGAAACCAAGCCUCAGCACAGUCUGCCUUUCACUCUGUCUUCAAUGAAGCACCAAGCAACUUUCAGAGUCAGCUUAGGAGCAAUAGAUGGGCUUAUUCAUAAAUAUGUCAAAACAGACUGUUGACCAGUGUUGCAAGAAGUUACAUUUUAAGGCAGUUGAUGUUCUGUUCUUCAUUACUUCUCAUGCAAGAUGAGUAGUCAUGUUGAAAUUCCAGUGUUUUAUGACUACUCUGUAACAUGUGUUUACUUGCCUACAGUAUUGAAUUGGAAACGAUAUACAGAAAUAUAUUUUUGGAAGCAGCUGAUAAAUUAAAUUGUUUGAUUUUGAAAGUUUAGAAGUAUAGAAAUUUUGCUGUUCAAAUCCUCCGGCAGUGCUUGACUUCUAAAAGUGGUUAUUAUGAAGAUGCAAAUCUUUUAAAAGCA
Molecule: messenger RNA, 2243 nt
Organism: Archocentrus centrarchus (flier cichlid)
Lineage: Eukaryota; Metazoa; Chordata; Actinopteri; Cichliformes; Cichlidae
Gene: thumpd2
Product: THUMP domain containing 2
Exons: 11
Coding region: 118-1944 (608 amino acids)
Biological process (GO): tRNA methylation
Molecular function (GO): RNA binding; tRNA (guanine) methyltransferase activity
Source: RefSeq, a predicted model, not a curated record